AUGUGCUUUCAAAUAUUAUUUGAUUUUUUAAGGUUUGGACUCGAAUUUGAACUUGUAUGCAGAUGGCACAGCACCUUGCGCUCCAAGACGUGUCGUCGAAGUUCGUUGCUCUUUUGCUACGUCCAGCUCAUUCGGGACUGUCCGGACGAUGUCGCUGCGCGGCGCGCCGCGUACGACAAGGCCAUGCAAAUGGUGUACGGCAACGGCGGCAGUGGCGGCGGCGCUGCCGCCCCGCUGCCGCAGCCACCGCUUUUGGGUCCUGGCGGCGGCUGCGGCACCGGCACCGGCAGCGCCGGUGCUUCACCUCGGGUAGCACCGUACCACAGGAGCAGCGUUCCCGGCAACUCGGCUAUCCCGCUGCCAGCUGGGCCCGCUCCCUUGAGAGUGUCCUGUAAUGGAAUCAACGGUUUGAGUUUGGAGCAUGGCUGGUCUUACAACAUCCGUAUUCCGGGAUGUCCUUCCUUCCGCGACCUCGUUCCUUUCCCCAACAACAAGAACAACAACAACAACAACAGCAUGAGCAGCACCAGCACCAGCACCAGCACCAGCACCAGCAAGUACCGCUACAAGCGCCACACAUAUUUUAUCAGCAGCAACAGCAACAGCAGCAUGACGGGCAGAAUUUCAAAGAUCCCCAGCUAUCUUGUCGUACAGCCGUACAGGCGUUGCCGGCGCAGUUGCUGCCAACCGUUCACCCCUUUCACCAACACGCCGGGAGUCAUUCCGUCCAUUCAGAUGCCCAAUUGGGGCUGGGCCAACCCGCUUGACGGUGCCGUCGGCGGCGAAAGUGACGGCGAAUGUGGUGGCUGCGGCGGCGGCGGCGGCGCCGCCGCUGCCAACGACGUCGCCGCAGCCUUCGAUAGCGAUACGGCAUUUGCGACCUGGUCCACGGGAUUAGCGUCGGUGUCCCUGGCGGGAAUGUCGGGGGAACCCCUGGACCUCACAAUGUACGAUAUCGCGCUACUGCCAUGUGCCGCCGCUGCCGCGCGUCAGAGCAACGCUACCACGCAGACCGCUACGGCCAACAUCAUCAGUGCUGCAAUGGUCGAAGCGUGCGACGCCGACAACUCGGCAGCGGCGGCGGCGGCGGCGCCGCCGCCGCCAUCCUGUUCGUCGCAGCCGCAGCUUCAUUCAUGCGGCCACCAGCUGCAGCCGCAGCCGCCGCAGCUACAGCCGCCGCGCCAUCGCGAGGCGGAGGAGGGUGGGUAUUUCUCGCUCGAGGCGCCAUCGCGCGCGCCACGGCUCCCGCCGUCGUCGCCGUCGCUGCUGCCCGCGUCACCGCGUGCGUCAUCGACGCCGGCAGGUUCUCUGAUGUUCUUACGCUCCGAAGGGGCGGCGGCGGCGGCGGCGGCAGCCCUGACGGCGCCUAGAAGCGGCGCCGCCGCUGCCAACGGUACUGCUGUCUCCACUGCGGGAGCUCCGGGAGCGACGACGGCCGCCGCUGGAUUGUCUUCGCUGCUUCUUAAGGGUCUGUCCGGAGGGAUUGUAAGGGAGGUUUCGGAGCCGCUUCCCAGCGGCGGUGGUGGUGGUGCCGGCGGCGGCGACGGUGGUGGCGGUAGCGGCAUCUUUGCACUGCACAGCUGCGAUGUCGUGGGCCCUAUGGGACUGUCCCACCACCAGCAGCAGCAGCAGCAACUGUCUCAGCUACAGCCGCAGCCUCGGCCCACGUCAGUGCCGGCUACUGCGGCGGCGGCGGUUUCCGCGCUUCUGCGCGUGGGGCAGCAUCAGCAGCAGACGCUGACGCAGCAGCAGCAGCAGCAGCAGUUAAUGCCGCCUCCGCCGCGUCCGCAUUCCUCGCCUGCCCAGCCAGUGCAGCUUCAAUCGCAGCUACAGCUGCAGCUGCUACAGCAGCGCGAUUCGAGAGAUUCAUUGGACGAGAUUCUAGAACGUUUCGACCCGGCGAGCACAGCGUCAAACGCCUUGGCGGAAUUGCCGACCAUCCAGGCGGAAGACCGACCCACGGGUCACUUCGGCGACCGUCCCACGGGUCAUUCCCAGUAUCGACCCACGACGGGGGGGGAGGGGGAGGAUAAAAUGUCAGGUCCGGACCCAACCUUUGUGUAUCCCGUGGGUCCACGUGCAUGCGCGCACCCCUGA
Messenger RNA from Volvox carteri f. nagariensis, 2097 nucleotides. RefSeq lists its product as uncharacterized. Bases 1 to 2097 code for a protein of 698 amino acids. The record is from RefSeq and is a predicted model, not a curated record. Lineage: Eukaryota; Viridiplantae; Chlorophyta; Chlorophyceae; Chlamydomonadales; Volvocaceae. The transcript has 5 exons.